AUGGGAAAACUGGAUUGUGAUUUAUUUGAGUUUGACGGCAAGGAUUACCUGAUAUUGGCAAAUUAUUACUCCGAUUACUUUGAAAUUGAUCGACUACAUUCCAAGACGGCUACAACAGUGAUACAGAUGAUGAAAUCACAAUUUGCACGUCAUGGAAUUUCUGUUCAGCUCAUAUCAGACAAUGGACCGCCCUUCAGUUCUUUAGAGUUUAAGAAGUUUGCUGAUAAGUUUGAGUUCGAACAUAUUACUUCUUCGCCACGCUAUCCACAGUCGAACGCCAAAGCGGAAAGCGCCGUAAAGACCGUCAAGCAGAUCAUGACCAAAUGUCUACAUGCCAAAACAGAUCCUUUUCUUGCUUUGCUAGAAUGGAGAAACACACCAACAGAAGGAAUUGGUAGUUCUUCAGUACAGAGAUUGUUUGGAAGAAGAACAAGGACUCCUCUACCCGCAACCAGCGAACUGCUCAAACCGAAAACUAUUGACAGAGUUGCCGACAAACUUGCCAGUAGAAAGCUGAAACAAGCUCGAUACUACAAUCUUUCUUCACGUGAUCUACCUGAUUUGCAAUUCGGAGAUGUUGUGAGACUUAAGCCCUAUAACAAAAACAAACUGGCAGAAAGCAAUUGUUGGCCGACAAGUAGAUAA
Liolophura sinensis is the source of this 645-nucleotide messenger RNA. RefSeq lists its product as uncharacterized. Gene Ontology annotation, molecular function: nucleic acid binding. The transcript has a single exon. Lineage: Eukaryota; Metazoa; Mollusca; Polyplacophora; Chitonida; Chitonidae. Gene Ontology annotation, biological process: DNA integration. The record is from RefSeq and is a predicted model, not a curated record. The coding region runs from base 1 to 645 and encodes 214 amino acids.